UGCACCGUCUUUGCCUUCGGGCAGACCGGCUCGGGGAAGACCUACACCCUGAUGGGACCCCUCGCCCAGAGCGAGACCCGGCCAGCGGCCCCGGGGCUGCUGGGGCUGAUGCAGAGGUCCUUUGCCUGCCUCCUAGAGCAGAGCCGGAGCCGUGGCUCUGACCUGGCGCUCAGUGCCUCCUACCUGGAGAUCUACAACGAGCAGGUCCGGGACCUGCUGAGCCCAGGGCCCCCGUGUGCCCUGCCCCUGCGAUGGAGCAAAACCCGCGGCUUCUACGUAGAGAACCAGCUCCGUGUGGACUUUGAGAGCCUGGAGGCCAUCACUGCCCUCCUCCUGCAAGGAUCCCAGAGGCGACGGACCUCAGCACAUGCCCUCAACAGGCAUUCGAGCCGCAGCCACGCUCUUCUGACCAUCCACAUCCACAGCCGGGCCGCCAGCGCCAGCCCCAGCAAGCAGGGCACGCUGUGCUUCGUGGAUCUGGCCGGCAGUGAGCGGGUGAAGGAGACCGGCUCCAGCGGGGAGCUCUCUGUGGAGGCCAACAACAUCAACCGCAGCCUCCUGGCACUGGGACACUGCAUCUCUCUGUUGGCCAAACCCCAAGGGAAGCGGACACACAUCCCCUACAGGGACAGCAAGCUCACCCGGCUGCUGGCCCGCUCCCUGGGCGGCUCAGGUGUCACCCUGAUGGUAGCCUGCAUCUCCCCAUCCUCGCACUGCCUCUCGGAGACGCUGAGCACGCUGCACUAUGCCAGCCGGGCCCGGAGGGUCACCACCAGGCCCCUGGCCAACAGGGUGUCCCGGGAGAAGCUGCUGCAAACCUUGGAGGAAGAAAUCCACGCCUUGCAGCUGGAAAACCUCUCUCUGCGUCAGCAGCUGUGCCUGCCCAGGGUGCCAAUGAGGAGCACAGAGGUCCCAGGGACCCCCCCAAGAGCAGGGGCAUGGCCGGGCUGGGGAGGCAGGUAUGGCCCUGCAGGGCUGCGUCACUCCCCCCUUGAAGCGCAGCUCCCAUCGGAGGGAGCCCCAGCCUGGCCCAGCCUCUACGGCCUCUUGCGGGACUUUGUGGUGGAGAACGAGCAGCUGAGGCAGCCCAGGCUGUCCCCAGACCCCAGCAGUGAUGCCCUAGCUGGCCCAUCCCGUCCCCCGGUUUCCAAAGCAGCCUUCUGCCUCUGGCUGCCCCAGCUGCCUGGGGUGCCCCCAGUCCUGCCCCGGGCUGCCCGAUGCCAUCAUGUCCCAGGGCCCCCUGUGCCGCAGCCGGUGUCCGCUGAGGGAAGCACCAGUGUCCUGCCACCUGGCCAGGAGGACGCGUCUCUGCCCAGCUCCCAUCAGCUCGCCGCGCACCCCCAGCCGCAGCAGGGGAAGCGGAGCCGGGGCAGGAGCAGGAGCUCAUCCCAGUGGCACCCGCUCCCCCGGGAGCUGCCGGGGCCCAAGCGCUGUCCCAGUCCUGAGGGAAGGGUCAUCCCUUCAGCACCACCGUGGCCGGGAUUGCCGGAGCCGAGAGGUGAGCAGGGUGGCUGGGGGGACACUGGGCAGUGCCUCAGAUGGGGUCCCUCGGCGUUGGGCACCUGUUCUGAGCCCAGCCACUCACCCAUGGGGCUGCGGACCUGAUGCUGGGGACACUGGAGACCUGACCCUGCUGGCU
Messenger RNA from Egretta garzetta (little egret), 1639 nucleotides. RefSeq names its product kinesin family member 12 (gene KIF12). The record is from RefSeq and is a predicted model, not a curated record. Bases 52 to 1605 code for a protein of 517 amino acids. Lineage: Eukaryota; Metazoa; Chordata; Aves; Pelecaniformes; Ardeidae. Gene Ontology annotation, biological process: microtubule-based movement. The transcript has 12 exons. Gene Ontology annotation, molecular function: ATP binding; microtubule motor activity; microtubule binding.